Penicillium oxalicum is the source of this 276-nucleotide messenger RNA. RefSeq lists its product as uncharacterized. The record is from RefSeq and is a predicted model, not a curated record. The transcript has 5 exons. Bases 1 to 276 code for a protein of 91 amino acids. NCBI's taxonomy places the organism in Eukaryota, Fungi, Ascomycota, Eurotiomycetes, Eurotiales, Aspergillaceae.
AUGGAUUUUUUCUUCCCUGCUCAGCUGGCAAUGUCCAUGAAUCAUGACAAACGACUAGGUGACGUGCACGACCUACGAAUAUCCACUGGCUUAAGGAGCGCCCGGAGACAAAAAUGUCUGACGUGGUGGAUAGGGUUUCCGGUGGGAGGACAGAAAAUCUUUUUCACCGGUCACCUUUACGACAAAUAUCCUGACAGACGGCAGUUUAUGUUCAGGGUCAAGGGCAUCUAUGAUUUAUGGAGCUGGCUGCUCAAAACAUAUCCCAAACCUAUAUAG